UGUUGCGUGUGUCUUUACCGUUACAAUUUUCGGGCUUGUUUUCUCACCUUUCCGUCAAAUUUAACUACGAUUUUUGAAAAGUCGGAUAUGAUAUUAUUUAGUUUUCGUUUGCUCAUGUAUGUGAUUAGCUGGUGGACUUUGUACUAGACAUGACAACUCGGUUUCUCAUCCUUGGUUUAUUGAUUGCUGUUUCUCAUGAGCGGUGUUUGCAAUGAAGGGAAAAUGUCACAUACGUACACUGGACGAUUGCGUUAUUUCGUGCUGUGCGCGCUUUUUGUGAGAUUUGAGAGACUCAUCGAUCUGAUUUCAUAACGUGCACAUUGGCCCCGGCUUCUUUCCGGCGGAAGUGUAUCGUCUGCGUAUCUAGCCGUAGUCGGCACUAUGAUUAGACUUAGCGAUAAUUAAUGAAUAUAUAACUGGGCCAGAUGGAGCAGGAUUUGUAUGAACGAUCGUUCUCGCCCCAGCGUCCUCGAAGUAGGAUAUCGUCGGAAUAUUCUGGCGCGUCCACAACUCACCCUGUGGAAUGGCAAGACGAUUGGAUCCAUCGGGAAGAGCAGUUUAAGGAUACCAUUAACGCUCUUCACACUGAACAAGAACGCAUUCAAAAGAAAACUUUUACCAACUGGAUCAAUUCACAUGUGGAGCAUCACCGCGAUCAAUGGAGAGUCAACGAUUUGUUUGCCGAUCUAAAGGAUGGCAGAAUACUGUUGGCUCUGUUGGAGGUCAUUACGGGUGAUUACCUGCCAUGCGAAACCUUCCGUCACUACACACGGGCACACUAUCUGUCUAACGUGGAACGUGCGCUGGAUUAUCUGCGACAUCGGAAUAUCAAACUUGUGAACAUUAAUUCAUCGGAUGUGGUAGACGGGAACGAGACAGUUAUAUUGGGAUUAAUAUGGACCAUAAUCCUCAAUUUCCAGAUCGAUCAGGAUCUGGCGCAUUUGCGCGAGAACUUCCUAAUCAGUCCAGUACCCAGUGGUGUGCAGAGCGGCUCCUACGAGGCCCGCUCGCGCUCCGUAUCGCCGAGUCCGACGAAGAAGCCACGUCUUGCAGCCCGUGGUCGAUUCCAGGCCGGCGCAUCCAAGGCUAUGCUAAAGUGGUGUCAGAAAGAAAUAACCGAUUGUUACGGCAUUCCUAUUACGAAUCUCAGUAGCAGCUGGAAAGACGGGAUGGCCUUUCUGGGACUGGUCAAAGUGUUGGAUCCUAAGCUAAUCAAUCUGAACGAUUACCGGCGUGCAACGCCGUCUGAGCGCAUGAAUGUGGCCUUUACCUUGGCUCACGAGCAGCUGGGCAUACCAAAGUUUUUGGAAGUUUCAGAUAUCGAUGUCGAUCGUCCAGAUGAGCGCAGCAUCAUGACUUACAUCGCACAAUUUAUCAAGCGUUUUCCGGAAGCUAAACGAAAUCGACAGAAAUUGAUUAUGGACAAUUUCCCUGAUGUGGAGGCUUUGGAAGCCAACGAAAAAGCCGAUUAUGAGCGAAUACGUGAUUGGUGCAAUGAUGUACUGCUGAUGCUCAAGUGCCUCGAGCUUUCGGAAGAACGCCCGUACGAAGCCUACGAUGAAUAUAAAAAAUUCAGUGAGAAUUUCCGCACAAAUAUUUCCUCAUACACCCGUCUUAAGGAGCGGUAUGAGGAAGGCCGCACGCUGCAUAUGACAGAACAGAACAUCCUCGAACUGGACAGCCUGUGGGCCCGAUUGAUCUCGGAAAAGCAGAUCUGGCAUAAUCACCUGUUCAGGGUCUUAUUAGGACAAGAGCAGCUGCUCUGUUCACGCUUUGAAAAGUACGAGUCGGAACUGGAUCAACGAGUUCUGCUGCCGCCGCAACGUGUGACUCAUUAUUCGAAAGUCAAUCUGGAAUUCCGCGUGCAAAAGCACGAGGAUAUACUGCUGAGGUUGACGCAUUUGCGCGACGAGUUGAACUCUUUUCUGGUGAAAGAGUAUCCUACCGAAGUUUUUGCACUACAUGAUCUGCAAAGUGAACUGAAUGCCAUGAUCACCGACCUGGAACAGCGUCUCCUGGAAGAGCGCUGCAAAUUAUUGCUCAAACGCCAACUGAUCAUUGUGGAUGAAUGGGAACGGCGCAUAGCUCGCUGGGAGGAAUUUUUGGCUAGUCCAGGCUUGAACGGAGAACGACUAGCUUAUGAAUUCGAGCUCCACGUUGUACAGGAAAGGAUAUUCGACAAAUUUUUGGAGUUAUCCAAACAGUUGCAGCGCUGCUUGGAGAUCUUACAGAAUACUCCAGAGUCCGAUAAACAUCAAAGGGCUGAGUUUUUAUCCAGUGCUGUCAACGCCAACCGGCGCUGGAAGCGCAUUGGCGAACAAUUGUACGAAAUUCGAGAAAAAUUACGGGAAUAUCAGAUGUUGCUGAAAAAGAAAGGCCAGAAAGUUGAUUUGGACUAUAAUGGCAAAGAUGUACCUGACAUCUCUCUAUCUUCCACCUCUCCGGUUUCUCCUCCUGCGUACAUCAAGUCAGAUCGCUGGCUGCUGCAUAUUCAGAAGGUGGCCGCUUUUACUCGAUGGAUUGAUCGCAUGGAGAGAGAUUUUGAGUCAAUUGAUAGAGAAAACGUCAGUAGAGUGGAAUAUCAGCGGGGUCUUCAACGCUUCCGCGCUUUGUGCAAUGAGGUCGUGGAGCAUAAGACAGACGGGCAAGACAUUAUCGACACGUUCUAUAACUGUUCUGCUGAAUUGCCACACAAUGUUGCCUCUGAAGAGCAGCGAAAAAUUAACCGGUUGAUCCGCAGAUACGAUUCACUGAUUCCUUCUUUGGAAAUUGUCCGCUCCGAAGUAGAGCGCAAUGUCCAUGCUCACCAAGUGACCAGUACGCAUACGGAGACCGUACAGUUAGUACCAGACCGACCGGAAAGUGUACGCGAACAUGCCGUUCGCAUUCAUACACCAGCUGCGCGAGGAUUAAGUCCGACGGUAUCCGGCGGGACGUCGGGCUACGCCACUCCGGAAUUCGAAAACGCCUUGCUGCGCCGAUCUGAACCAACUACUCCGUCGUCAUUCAAUCGAUCUCCACCGUUGGCAUAUGGCAUUUCAAGCCAGUCUUCAGUUAACGAGGGUAGCCCCAUUGAGCCAUCUUUAAUACGUGAUAUUGACAUUGACGACGAAACGCAGCGAUCUGCCAGCGCGGCUUCGCCUCGAGGCACUCCAGCGCAUACGCCGGGUGCGGACGAACGCACAUUUGUCCGCGACGUGCCCAUCAUGGACAGCGCAAGCGGCAGCGCUACUCAUCUUCGCCCUACUGUUAAAAUCACCUCGACCCACCGGACGGUUGGAGCGUUGUCCGAUGAUGAAGACCUUGAGACAAAACGAAUAAAGGUCGAUCAAAGCCGGAAAGGAUUGUUUCCCAAGGGUACCGUGGAAAAGUUUGAGCAGACGGUCACGGAAACCACCACCGAACGGUCACUGCGCAACGUUGCACCGGAAGAAUCAUCGAAGAUCUCGACACUCCGUGCGGCUUUUGAAAAACCAACUGAGAGUCAGCAAAAGUUUACCACCAAACCGAAACCGGGAUCAGUAUAUGACGCUUUGAGACGAAAAAGUAAGGACUCGGAUUCCGAUAACGAAGAUGUCUCACCAAAGAAACGCCCUCCAGCAACAUCAUCGAGGCCGUCUUCCACUUUCCUCCGAUCUGCCGACGAUGAGCUGACCCGGCUUCGACAGCGGCCAGCCGGCAUUGUGUUCGAGUCGGAUGUGUCGAAUGCCGAUGUUGAACGAGCUAUGAGCGAAACACCCGUCAGCCCGUCUAGUGUUUCGGAGAAGCCAAAAUAUUUGCGGAACGUUAAAACCACGACUCUUGUUACCAGUACGGAAACCAAGACCGUUAGGACUGUGCGGGCGAAGUCUCCACCGGCGAGCGAGGAUGUUCCAUAUCUCGGCAGUGGACGGUUAGUUGGUAAAAUCAAACACCCUGUUGCGUUUACCACGGAAACCCAAGUGCGUGAUGAACCGGUUGCUACCGAAUCCAAGAGUAUCGGAAAAGUUCGACCAGCGGCAGUAUUUACGACACCCACGGACACCUUUGUACGGAGAUCAUCUCAGGAAGACAUUCCCCAGAGCAAAGUGCGAUCCCAUAUCGAAGAAAUCCAUCGUCGCGCAAGUCAAGAGGAUAUCACCUCCCCCGGGACUUCCGAACCCGAAUCCACUGGGAAAGCGAAAACUCCCUUUGGAUUUUUGAAAAAGCACACAAAGACGGAAUUCGAGGAAACCACCAAAACCGUCAAACGCGUCACGGUAUCACCGCUGUCUUCGGCCAAGCGCGGCAACCGGGUAGAGCCGGCCACAGUUGUACGAGACGCUGACGAGCAGGGUGUUGCCUCACCUGUUCGAGAGGAAAUCUUGGCGUCCUUCGUCCGAGAUCCAGAGCGACCACCACCGCCCGUUGUGCGUGAGUCGACGGUUGCUGAUCCGACGCAGACGUUCGUUCGGACAACGGAAAGAGUUGUUUUGCGACCGCAUCGGGUCGUCGAUACGGAAAGCCAGUCUGAAAGCGUUGUGCGAGUGGUGCCGUACGGUGCAACAGCUACGCUGGAAGCGGACACGCCGAAACAGGUUAACCGUUUGACCAAUCUGUUCGAACGAGCAACGACAGAUCCGGCGUUAAUGACGACGGUUGUCGAGCAGGAGAAGGUUGAGAGAGUGCGCGUGGCUUCACCCGAACGGGAAGAGCGUGUCGUCUCUCAUCACGUCACCCGUUCUCCAGGGGACAUAUCGGUUAGCGAGAGAGUACGCAGAUAUGAACUGCCGGAAGAGCCGCGUGAGCAGACUGUAUCGGAGCGGACCAAGAAGUACGAUGAUAUCUUUGCGCCGCUGGAUAGUUCCCCCGGACACUUCUCUGUAAUGGAGACAUCUCUCAGUUCCCCAACGAGCACCGUUGUGCGUGACGCGGUGGUUACGGAAUAUCCACCGGAGGAAGAACGAGAAGAACUUACAACAACCAUCGUUACAGAAGAAACUAAGAAGCCGAAAAAGGGUUUGUUCGGAUUAUUCCGCUCGAAGAAAGUCGCUCCCGAAGAAAGCAUCACUGUCGCCAAAGUUAAGAAAGAACCGGUUACGUAUUCCGAGGUCAACACUGAAACGCGAACUAUGGUACGUGAAGACCGACAGUGGGAUACUGCUGACCGAGAGGUCGAGUACGGCAUACCGCGAAUUCGCACGGGAUCCGUUCCUCAUCACGCCGGUGUGUCGGAUGCCGAAAUGGACGAUACUCUGAUAAAAAAUGGACUCGUUGAACAAGCGGCGAACUGGCGGGACCAGUAUCCUACCGAUGUUGAAGAAUUCCUGGGAACAAAUCGGAAGCCGGUUGAACUGUUGGAAGAGCAUGUGGUUACCCGCACAGUUGGCACCACACAAUCGACGGAAGUGUCCAGCAUAACGCGACCGCAGACAUUCGUCCGUGAUGCCGUACCGGUUCUUAUCGAAACCCCGUCGGUUUACCAUGAAAAACGGACAGAAGUGCACACAAUGCAUCCGACUGAAAUUCCCGAAAGAGAACGCCUGGUGACCGCCAAUGAGUUCAUCGAAGAAACUGCUGACCGCGAGGUCCCAAAGCGGACCAGUGUGCGCGAUUUGGUGACAUCCUAUGAGACGGUAUCACACACGCGCCAGCCGACGGAGCCGCAUCCAUCGACGCCCAUGGAAGUCGAAGAAGUGAUCUCCAGCAGGAAGCGACCUUCGCCGGUAGAGCAUACCGUUGGCGCGCCGGAUUAUGAUAUGAAAGUGCAUGCUGCUAAACGCCCGGUGUUACCUUUUGCCACAGCAGAGCACAUGGAAGAAAGUAUAUCAAAACGGAAAUCAGAGAAACCUGCCCCCUCGGACACGGUAGUGCGGCGAUCAGUGUCUCCGCCUCCCAUUCUGGGUGAGCUUGAACAUGUUGAGGAAACCAUUGUUCGGCGAACUGAGCGGAAACCGCGCAAGCCAGAGCAGGAUACAACAUUCGAGGAGACUUUGACGCAUCCGGUCGGAGAAGCGGAGCCCCUCGUGCGGCCACUGGAUCGGCCAGGUUUCGAUAUCCGCCACUCAUCAGGACCACGAGAUAUCGACAUUGGGCUGGUGGAUGAAAGGGAAAGUGCAAUGAUAAAAUCAGUGACCGUUCGACCGGAGCAUCUCCACGCUCAGUCAGUUGACGAUGUCUCGGAAACGACACGCCGACAUAAAAAACUUUCUCCAGAGCGCGUUUCGACAGUCAAAACAAAAUCUGAAGUUGUGCACGUGGAGCACGUGCCGGGCACAGUUGUUACUGAAGUGCCAGUGGAGGAAAAGACAAAACGGAAAGCGCGAGCAGAAGCACUUGUGGAAACAGAAGACUCCGCACGCCGCAGCCGGUCACCAGUUUUUGAACAAACUGAAGAAAAAGUGCAUAAAAUAAAAAUGCCGAAAGCAUCCGAAGAAGGAACGAACAUGAUAUCCACUUCAAAGGUCACCGAAAGCCCAGUCACAACUGCCGUAACUCACGACAAUAUCCAUAUUUCCGAAAUAUCACAUGUGAAAUCACGCCCGGAGGAAAUUUAUCACCGCGGAGGACAUCGGGACGAUAUUUUUAUUGGUAUGGAAGAUUUUCGUCCAAGUGAGAUAUCGGAAACAUCUCGCAAGGAGCUCCAUUCAGAAACCGUUCACCCUCGCGAUUACGAUGUUGUCACGGGCAAACGUCAUGCAACACCGGUUAAAGAGCAUUUGCAGGAGCAGGUGAUUAACGUCGACAACCUAGCGUCAACAGAAACUCGGCCACGCGAAGAAUCCGCUAAAAUAUCUGCCUCUAAAUCGCGUUCCCCGGUGUUCGAGCAUCUCGAGGAAACUGUGAGUACUUUUACCGUCAAACAACCAGAUGAGCGAGGAUCGAAGAAAGUGACGGACAUUGCGCGGGAGGAAGAAGAGAUUUCUCGUCUGCAACAAACUCGGUUAACCGGGGAUGAAGCGGUACACACCGUUGCUGUUCGAGCUGAAGGCGAUGCAGUUCACCAUCAUGGAGGCUUCGGUGAGGUCGACCGAUGGGGUCCUGGACUCGAACUCGUGCCUGAGCCAGAGGACGAAACUGAUAUCCGGCAACUGCAUCCCGUUCAGCAGUCAGUCGAUGAGCACGUCGUGGAAACCGAUCAGACAGCGAAAAAACAGAAGCCACGGACUGUGAAGAUUCGCGAAGAAAGCGUGCUGGUGGAACACCGGCCAUCUUCCGCUCUGAGUGAAAUACACGAAGCGCAAGUUAAGCCUGUUGCGCCGGUUGUUAUUCGUGUGCCGAAAACUGGCGAAGCAACGAUGGAGAGUCUUCAGGAAAGCAUAGUGACUACAAGAACACCCCGAGAGAUAGAACAGCAGCUUCCUGCACCACAACAAGAAGUGCGCUUUGAAGAAGAAUCGGCCCACAGAGUUCGAGACGAAACGAUUUACCAUCACGGAGGGUUUGGCGAUAUCGAUAGAAGUGGCUAUGGACUGGAACUGGCGCCGGGAACACUGCAUGAAGAAAGCCUGCAGGAAAGAAAGCCCGUACAGCAGCGCUCUUGGGAGGAGGAAGUCACGCAUGCCGAACGAAAACGCAGUCCUCAACGGGAAAUUGCGAAAAUCCACGAAGAAAAUGUGUUUAUUGAGCACCGGCCGUCCUCUCCAGUCCCUGCAGAGGUAUCCCACGUCCGGCAAAUAUCUGCUAAGCCAGCUCCUGUGCGAGCGCCAAAACCUAUUGAACCAGCUAUUGAAAGCCUCGAAGAAAGCGUCGCCGUCACGAAAAUUCCUCGAGAACGGGAAGAACUACAACGGGCGAUACCGAGUGCCGUCUCGUUUCACGAAGAACAGAUGGGUCGAGACGUAGCGCGUGUGAGGUCAGCUGAAGCAAUUCGCCACCACGGAGGAUUCGCUGAUAUUGACCGUUGGGGAAAUCUAGGCGAUGGAAGGGAAAUCUUCUUGGAAGGACGUGAAACUGUCGCCAAAGCCAGCGUUCCCGUUGUUACCCACGAUGAGGCCCGACAGCGGCAACGAAGUCCCGUUAAGACCGUAAAGGUGAAGGAAGAGAGCGUGCUGGUUCACCGAACAGCCUCUCCAAUGAGAGACACAUUUGAGACGGUUCGCAGCGUUGCACCGGUGGUUGAAGCUGUUCCCGCUCGAGCACCGAAGCCCAGCGAGCUCACCCUAACCCAGCACGAAGAAUUUGUUACCAAAGAAAAAGCUCCGGUAAGGGCCCCUGCCGUACCUGAAGCCGAAAGUGGGCCGAAAAAAUCGCGAUCCAAAACGGAAAAGAUCACACAUUUUGUCCCGUUGUCGGAUCGUGGAUUCGAAUCGAAGCUGUUCAGCCCCACUUCUAAGAUUCGAGAGAAAAUUUACCAAGCAGAACAGGAAACUUCGAGUGUCAGCAAAAAGGUUAAAAUCUUCGAAGACGAAAGUGGAAUUGAAUUUGGCCGUGCAGCCGAAGAGCGGAUGGCGGAGCUGCAGUCGACAAGAAGUGGACCAACGAUGACCUCGGGUGGACAGAGUGCCGAUUCGAAGAAGCGGGAAACAUCAGCAUUUUCAUUCUUAACCAAACAGAAAUCUAUCGAUGAAAUGGAAGUGCGUCGAGAAAAACCGCUAACAAUCCUGGAGUCCAUGGGAAUCAAAAAUGAACCGGUUAUUCAAAUGGAAACCGUACCUGCACAAACUUUUGUACCACAGUACGUCAUUCCGCACGAAAAACGGAUUUCUUCGCGUUCUCGCGAGCGAGAAACUUUGCAGGAAACCAUUACCAAAACGACCACAGCGCCUCGUUCGGAUGUCGCGGCGGGUCAACGUCCAUCACGGGCUUCAUUAUUUGAGCUGUGGCAUCGAACAACCCCCCGGGAUAUUGACAUUGCUACCGUUGACCUUGAUGAACAGCCGCACCGACACAGGGAGGACGAAGUCAGCACGCGAGCGGUGACCCCUGCCAGUGAAAGAAUUCCAAAGUUUGUUCGGAUGGACGAGGGCGUGGUUGUCCAGCAAGCCCGCUCAAGCAGCCGAACGGAAAGCGAGACUUCACUGGAGGGUAUCCUACGUCGCUCUCCAUCGCGCGGCUCGCCCACAUUGAAAACCAAGUCCGAAACUGUCCACGUGGAAACGAGAAGGACCCCGAGCCCGAAUAUCAGUAAAGAAGAGCACUCGUUUUCGUACGAAACAGGCAAAGAAAGUCGUCCCAGAACGCCGCCGGUGGAAAGUCUCAGUGAAAGCAUCCGCACCCACCGAGUCGAGAGAACCAAACAACUAGGAUCGGAAGUCAAGAAAGUAAUGUCCGGCGGAACCUCAACGGUGGUGAAAGCGGAAGGAGAACCUGCAAAGGUCACGAAUGCGCCUCCGACUCGAUACAUCCAAGAUAUUGAAACCCCGUGGGUAGCAGAAGAACGACCGGACAGCAUGCUGAUCCGCCACAGAACAGGGGUUCGCGAUGACUAUAUCGGCGGCUUCGGAAGUGACACUGAAGCGGAGAAACCCGUGGUUAAGCCGCGGAAGUCUCGGGAGCGAUCCGUGGAACGCUUGGAGGAAAGUGUGUCGGAAGUCUCCGUUCCGUCAUUGGCCAAAACCCGACAUCGAUCACCGGAAGUGCAGUUGGAGCAUAUGGACGUCGUGCGGCCUCUUGACCGGCAUGCGCAGGAAAUACACACUGUGACUCCAGAAGUACAGCCCACUCGGGCCGACAGAAGUGCAUCGAAGAAGGUGCUGGUCGAAGAAACUGUUGUUGUUACCACGAGAACAUCUGUCAAACCACCUGUUGCGCCCGUGUUGGAAGAGGACCAGCGACAGCGCAGAGAACACGUUGCCGGUGAUGAAUAUCGCAUUGAAGAGAGCCAGUCACUUCCACGACCAGAUGGGCGCGAUGUUUGGCACAGAGCUGGACCGCGGGAUAUCGAUAUUGCCACGGUCUCAAUACCGGUAGUACAUUCUCACCGAAAGGAAACUGUAGAAAUGGUUAUACGGCCAAAGGAAAGCGAAGAAGAAACAGUGAAUAUCCGACACGUCGCCUCUGUGCAUCGGCCAGUUGAAACGCAAGAGGAUCUUGCUGUUUCAAGUGCAACGAAGCACCGUCCAGCGGAAGAGCGUGUGGAAGAAUUUGUUACGCGUAGCCGGGAACCGCGAGUACGACCGGAAGCAGUCGAACAUGUGACCGGAAUUCCCGACAGGGAGAUUGUUCAUGAAGACGAAACCAAAGCGAAAGCAAAGGCGAAAUCUCAGUCUGAUACUUAUGAGAUUCAUGGUAAGUCGUCUGCUGAGCAUCCACCGAUAUCAUCAGUAACCGAAAGAACAUUCACGCACGUUGUGGACGAGCCGCCGACUGUUUCAGAGAGCAGCUCCUCCAAAGAAGACUCCACAGGCAAGAAGUCAGGUGUUUUAGGCUUUCUGCGUUCAGGUAAAGGCAAGAAAGAGGAAAAUGCCGCCAAAUCUAAAUCGACCGCCACAUCGUUUAAGCAGUCCACUGCAACAAUCGGCUUGACACCGAAAAGGGAAGACACUAGUGUUUCUGUCGAAGAAUUAAUUUAUGGAUCGAAAAAGUCAUAUAAGGAAAGUCAGGAAUCGCGCAAAGUGGACACGACAGAUGUUGUGACAUCCAGUGAUCUUUCUGUUAAUCGCGGAAGCUUGUCUCUGAUUCGUCAUCACCCAGGAUGUGCCGACAAAGACUGGGAACCGGCAACCGGUAGAUCGCCUCCAGUGUCGGUGAGUACUUCCCCAGAGGAACGAUUGAUCUCGACAACUGUUGCUGGUUAUCCGGCUGACGAAGAGAAGCGUCCAUCAUCUCGGACAUCUAUUGGCCUGCCAAGUUUCAUCGCGUUUGACCGGCCCGAAAAGACGCCCAAAACUGCGAAGACAAAGAAGGAAAAACGAAUCUCCGCUAGUUCCACUUCUGGCCGUUCGACACCGUCGUCUUUCACAUCCGCUACGAUCUCUGAUUCGGAAAUGCCGGCUGUGUCCAGUCAAAGCACUAAAACUAAAACAACCAAAGUCAAGCAGAUCUCCAUUACCACGGAAAAGAAAACCUCGAAAGCCGGGGGCAAAGUCACUAGAGAGGAGAUAUUUGAGGAUAUUAUGUUUACUCGUCCUCCCUCUCGUAGAGAUAAGCUGGAAUAUGUCGUGAACAUUUCAGCAUCAUCGGAACGCGAGACACGGAACUUAGCCGAAGAUCCCACGAUUUCACCCCGGCAGCUCGUUACGCCAGAACCAACAAGAGGCGAACUGGUUGUACCAGAAUACGGUAGCAGCGACAGCGCUAGUCCAACAUUCGAUGAGUAUUUUACCGUUCCAGUCGACAAUUCUCAAAGUAAUGUUUCGCCUGAAAAUGAAACGGUCUCGGUUACUGUUACACGGACGCAGGUACGCGAAGUCGGAUUGGAGGAUCGUGAUUAUGCAUCGGAUCGUCGAACGACACUGGAAUUUUUACCGGAGUUGUAUCCCCAACCGAGCAUUGUUGCCGUAACGGAACCGGCUUCACUGACGGUCGUCAGAGACGUCGAAACGGUUGUCACUCAGACUGUGCGUGAUUUUCAACCCGAUAGGAGGACGUCAUUGGAAUUUCCGGUUGGGUCAGUUUUACCGCGUCAGAAGGUAAUCAGCAGUAUCGAGGAGUUACCAUCGAAAAGUCCAGAAGAACGCAUCAUUCACAAUGUGGGCCUGAGUGACAGAAAUUACGAAGCUGAACGGCGUACGUCGCUUGAGGUUCUGCCAAUUGCAUUUGACAAAGAAAAAUCGGAUUCCCAUCAGAUGCAGACUGUACCUGCAGAAAUCGCUACGGCAACAGUUGUGCGAGCCGCUGAACCAGAUUUUGCGCCCGAUCGACGAACAUCUCUCGAAUUUAAUCGUCGAGUUGUGACUGGUGUUCCCUCUGAAGAAAAAAUAACGGAAGCCUCGGAAAGCGAAGCACUGCAGCGCCCGGAAAGAUUAAUCCACCAUACCGGACUUAGCGACAGAAAUUACGAGCCGGAACGACGCACGUCGUUGGAAUAUCUUCCUGCUAUCCCACAAAGUGUUCAGAAGAUUCCAGCAGUUGCCACGGUCGAAGAAAAUCUGAUUUCCGAAACGACAUCCACGGAAGUGAUCAAUUUCGAAGUGGAUAGAAGAACAUCUCUUGAAUUCAGCGGCCGAGUUGUGGCUGGCGUUCGCUCUGAAAAAACACCACCUGUGACCACCGUACAUGAACCCCUGCAGCGCCCGGAAAGAGUUAUUCAUCACACUGGAUUAAGUGACCGUAAUUACGAGCCUGAACGGCGCACUUCUUUAGAGUAUCUGCCGGUUGCUCCACAAGCAGUUGCCCAAACUCCAGCGGUUGCGAUCAUUGAAGAGAAAAUCGUUACAGAAACGAGAUCUGCUGAAAUCAUGAAUUUCGAAGCGGAUAGAAGGACGUCCCUCGAAUUUACGGGACAGAAGCGCGUGGGUCAACCAGUUAAGGAAGUUCUGCAUGAAGAGGUCAUCACGCAGCGGGUCAGAAAGGUGGACAACGUUGCCCUUUCUGAGCGGCAAUACGAAGACGAUAGGCGAACAUCGUUGGAAUUUCUUCCAUCGUUGCCGGUUGUUCACCAGCAAAAAGAAGAAGCAAUUGUGGAAGAGCAUCAGUCAACGUCUGAUCUGCCAGUGCCAGCUGAAAUUAUCUUUACGCCGGAGCGAAGAACAUCGCUUGAGUUCAAUCAGCCCAUCCGACCAUUAUCGCCGGCACAAACUCCAGUUGAAGAAAAAGAGCCAAUUACCACGAAAACCGUUGUGAGGCACGACAUCACUUUAAGCGACCGCAAUUACGAAAGUGACCGACGUACAUCGCUUGAAUUUCUUCCUGAGCCAGCAGUUGCGAAAAAACCUCAAGAGGCCGUCAUCAUGGAGGAAGUUACUGAUGUGGCACCGGUCCCUGCCGACACUUCCCGAUUUGAAGGGGAUCGACGAACAUCGUUAGAGUUCUUCACACAACAAAAAGCUAAACCACCCAUUACAGCUGAAAGUAUCGAAGAAACCGUGCACGUUGAGCAUAAGCAUCGUAUCGUUCAUAAUGUGAAUCUUGGUGAUCGGGAUUUUGAGCCGGAGCGUCGUACGUCUUUGGAAUUUCUUCCGGAGGUGCAGGUUACUCGAGUUCGGCCGGAACCAAUCGUGGAAGAAACUGACAUUCCACAAGUUGCGUCCAUAGAAGAGCCUUCUUUUGCUUUUGAGAGGAGGACAUCGCUCGAGUUUUCCCGUGAUCGACCAGUGCGUCCACCGCGGUCAAAGCAAACAGAAGUCACAAUCGACGAAGAAUCAGUUGGUCACGCACAACAAACUAUCCGCAGUGUACACCAUGUGUCUUUAGAGGAGCGCAGUUUUCAACCGGAAAGACGAAGCACACUGGAAUUUCUGCCAAGCUUGCCGCCUGCUCCUACAAAACUUGAGACUGUGUCCGUUGAGGAAGUAAUUGUGGAAGUGCAGGAAACACCCAAAGUUACUAGCUUUGACCGAGAUCGAAAAACAUCUCUGGAAUUCGAUUAUGUCCAACGAUCAAAAUCUCCUGCCAAAAAUCGCAUUGAAAUCACGGAGGAAGAAUCGACAGUCGCUAAAAUAUUACCUAAAUCGUCGCACGAGAGCAUGGAGAGUCAAACACAAAGGUCGCCGCAGAUUUCUGAGGAAAGUAAUGAAGAUGUGGUGCCGCGAGGUCGUCCGAAUUCUGUUGGUCAUCGCAGCGGCAUCAGUGACAAUGAAUUGGCAAUGUUCCCACAGUAUCCCGCAUCGUCGCCACAGCUGCUCUCUGAAACAUACCCUGCAAAGGCCAUCCAGCCCUCAGAACAUGUCGCAGAAAGCACGACCACCACAAACGUGCGCCCGGCGGAAACUGUUCACGCAACGACCGGAAAACCCGCCAAAGUGGAAGAAACAGCAGCUCAGAAAAUCCGUAAAGACAGACCGCUUACGGUCGAAACGGAAUCUGUCUCUACAGUUACGACGUCGACGGAGAAAGCACCCAAAGAAAAGAAAAAGAGCGGCCUUUUUGGUCUGUUUAAGUCCGGCAAAAAAGAUAAGAAAAAAUCGGAAUCGGAAGCUGUCACUCGCGUGCGAGAUGUUACGGAAGAAUCCACUGAACGGAGAGAAUCCGUUUCUUCCUCCACGGCGUCGUCAGUGAGUAGUGCGCGUGAGAUUCAGCCACCGGCUGAGACAGAAUAUGUGGAAGAGACAGUGUUACCUCCCCGCGAACGCCCGGAAAGUGUACGGCAUCGAAGCGGGCUUUCCGACGACAGAAUUGCUAACUGGACUGAUCCUUUCCGUGCGGCGAAGGAAGUUCCAGUGACGGCUGUAAUGCAGGAGGAACACCGUGUGGUGACGAGAGCAGAUGAGACAUCGUCAUCUGAAUCUGAGACAGACGAAACACAUUCGGCGACUGAGCGGAGAAAAGUUCGCACGAAGAAGAAAUCAGCGCCAGAAGCCCCAACUGUCGUUCGAAGCGCUGAGCACGUGGUUGAGUAUGAAAUUCCAGAAGUGACAGAAAAGCCGGUUGCGCCGGUGCGCACUCAUAAAGCAGUAACCGUUGAAACGCUGGAGACUGGCCAUGCGGAGGAGUAUCUUGAACCACGUCUGCGCCCGGAACAAGCGUCGCAUCGUGCUGGCAUGUCGGACCUGGCAAUGGACGAUUAUGCCAUUGAACGGCUGAGAGUGUCGCCAUCUGCUGCACCGAUUGAGACUGAGCGCGAAGUCAUAUUUACCUCGAAACCGGGGCGCGAAACGGAAACCAUAGUUCGCGAAGUAUCCCCGGAGAUCAUCCAAGCAGAGCAUGAAACAGUAACGGAAUUUACUGUGCCCGAAGCAAAAGAGCGGAAAAAGUCUAAGAGUAUUUUUGGACUCUUCAAGCGCAAGUCAUCCAAGACUGCCGAACCAGAGGUGACAACGGAGACGCACGUUUCCGAAGUUGUGGAGUCCGAACUCUCACCAGGUGUGCAACAAUAUCAGACUAAAACAGAGGAGUUUAUUGGUCCGCCUCAGGAGCGGCCUACAUCAGUGCAUCACAGAACUGGGCUAACUGACAACGACAUCAUUGAUCAGUUCCGGCACGUAGCGCUUGUUGAAACAGCGGAAGAGAAGACUGUUACUCUUCGGGAAGCACCAACUGAAGAAGUCCGCGUGACUGAACAGCACCGAACAAAAGCCAUACCAGCGGAAGAAAUCGAGCAAGAAACAGUCGUAAUCGAUGAAUCCGAACGGGAAAAGGUCAGCAAAUCGAAAUCGAAAGGAAUAUUUGGCUUGUUCAAAUCGAAAAAAUCCAAAGAAACGACUGCAGAGUCAGUGACAAAAGUGCGCGAUGAAUCGGAAUUGGAGCAUAUAGAACGCACGCACCCAGAAGUGUUCCAACCGGUGCAACUGGAAGAGCUGACCGGUCCGCCACGAGAACGGCCCGACUCCGUAAUUCACCGAGUCGGUUAUCCUGACUCGGAAAUGGAACGAUACAUACCUGCGGAAACGGUGGCAACGCCGAAGCCAGUGAGCGAAGAACAUAUAUCGGAAACCGUUGUGCGUGAUGUUAGUGAACCAGUCAGACGCAAAGACGUCGAGCAAGUCCAGUCGAGAAUCGUCGGCGAAACCCUGGAAGUGGUGCAUCCAUCAAAAUCAGUUGUGCCGGUUCUGAUUGAAGCAGAAUUACCACCUCGUGACCGCCCACAUGCGGUCGAGCAUCGCAGCAAUCUUUCCGAUAUGGAGUACGAAAGCAUCAGCCGGCAGUAUCCUGGUGAAGUACGUACAGAAGUUGUCGAAACCACGCGAACCCAUCCGCAUGCGGAAGAAUAUCUCGACGAAACGCUGCUUGUGACCGAAUCUGCAAGGCCGGUUGUUCCAUCUCGAAAAGCCAAAGUAACGGAAGAACACGAAGUUAUCGAGACAUUGACUCCGCGUGACCGACCUGCCGCGGUAGUUCACCGAACUGGACUUCCGGAUUGGGAGAUAGUGGAAGACCACGCUAGAAUGUCACCACCACCCGAACUGCAGAAGAUAAGGGAAGAGAGCAUUACGAUCAAGAAGACGCCGGAAACAGUCAUUGUGAAGCAGCCAUCGGAAGAGGAGAUGCGCACUUACUCGGAAACUGUUGUCACAGAAUCCGAGGACGUGGAGAAAGUAAAGAAGGAAAAAUCCAAAUCGAAGGGAAUUUUUGGCGUUUUCAAGUCGAAGAAAUCCAAAGAAGCCUCCAGCGAAUCGGUGACAAAAGUACGCGACGAAUCGGAAGUGGAGUACACCGAGCGCGCACAUUCUGAAGUGAUGCAACCAGUUCGAAUGGAAGAAGAAAUCGUUACUGGGCCACCACGCGAUCGGCCGCUGCCGGUUAAUCAUCGCGUCGGCUAUCCAGACUGGGAAAUGGAGCGACACAUCCCAGCAGAAGAACUAGUACAGCAGAAAGCUAAAGAUGCCGAACACAUUUCGGAAAGUGUGAUUGUGCGAGAAACGUCCGAGCCAGCGCUAAAGCCUGUCGUUGUUGAUACCAAGCCUGUGGUAGAGCGCCGAGUAAGAACGGCCUCGCGUGAAACGCUUGCAAUUAUUCCGCCUCCGCCGUUUGUUGUACCGGAAAUUAUACACUCGACGGCGGCCGUUAUUGUUCCGCCCAGUAUUCCAGUUACUAAGCCGGUAGAACGUGCGCCGGUUGUCGCGUUUCCGGAAACACUGGAGAUCAUCUCAGCCCCUGAACUGGUAAGACCGCUGCUGGUUGAGCCGACACAAGCUAUCGUGGUCGUUCCUCCACCGCGUCCUAAGCCUGUUGUUCGAGAAACAUUGGAAAUCAUCCAAGCUCCUGAUGUUGUGAUGCCGGUGUUGGUGGAGUCAACACAGGCAGUUGUCGUCAAGCCGGUUGUUGUUGAAACAAAACCCAUAAUUUUGCCGGCUGUGAAAGUCGCAUCCCGUGAAUCCUUGGAUAUCAUCUCGCCGCCGCCGUUGGUGGCGCCUCUUUACAUCGAACCUACCCAAGCAGUGAUCGUCCCUUUUAUUCCGCCAGUGAUAACCAAGCCGGUCGUCGAACGUCCGUUGAGAUCGGCUGAACGCGAGACACUGGAAAUCAUUCCACCUCCGGAUACUCUGAUGCCGGUGCUGAUCGAACCCACCCAGGCCGUUGCUCGCCGUGUUUUACAGCCGAAAGUUGCGAUCCCACAGGAAGAGCAUUUCGAAGAAACUGUGACGGUUAUUCGGGAUGCCCCAACUCCCGCACGCCGAGCUAAGAAGGUGGAAGUCGAAUCUUCGACCUCAUCGGAAUCGGAAAGUGAAGAUGAAAGCGUUGUCGUGCGCAGAGCUCGUCCGGCGUCAAGAGUUUUGGAAGAAUCCAUUCUAGAAGUCGAAGAACCGAUGAGUCCACGAGAGAGGCCAUCGGCUGUCGCCCAUCGUUUUAACGUCCCGGAUCGCGAUAUUAUUCACCUGCUUCCACAAGAAACAGUCUCAUCUCAUGAACACCUGCAAGAAUCGGUUGUCGUGAAGAGCAGUGAGAAAACAGUUAAACCAGCGGUUCCAGCGAGAACAUCGAAGAAAGUCUCUAUAUCAUCCGAGUCCGAAACCGAAAGAGAAGCUGUCAGAAAGGUCGUCUCAGCAACGGAAACCCAUCAUGUCACGGAAGUACAAGUCCCGAGAGAUCGACCGGCAGCCAUUGAACACCGUUAUAAUGUCACUGACCGAGAUAUCGCAGUCGCUUCGGGACUGUUACUUCCGAGAGAAACGCUUGAGGAAAAUGUAACAUACUCACAGCAAAAGGUCACUGCAAAGAAGCCAGUGGAAGAGCGCCGCACUGAAGAAAUUGUGAGCACUCGCGUGGGCAUAGAACCAGCGCGAAUGAUGCCGCCCCCUAGAGUGACUACCGAACACAUUGUCGCAGAGGAGCCGGUUUUAACUCCUCGAAUGCGUCCACCGUUUGUCGUUCAUCCGUACGGCGUUCCGGACCGUGAUAUCGAAACUAUCAGCAGACGCUUUCCGUUUCCCGAAGAAACACGCCCAGAAAGCGAAAUCCUUCAGGAACGAGUUGUGACGGAAAGCGUAAAAACGGCCAAGCCUGCAGUGCCACCCAGAUCAGUGGCAGAGAAAACUGUCGUCAGAGAGGAUGUUGCCAUUAUGGAGGAAAGGCAACCCAAGGCGGCUCCAGUCCAGCCAGAGCGGGUUGAACAUUUAGUCCCUCGCGAGCGCCCGCCAGUUAUUUACCAUCGGGGAAAAUUCGCGGAUUAUGAGAUCGAACCGAUAGCUUCCAGGUAUGUUCCAGUUGCAGCUGAACCGGCUGUAGAAAAACGCCAGGAAGAACGCGUCCGAUCGGAUACUGAACAUAUACACGAAACUGUCAGUGUCGUAACCACUACAAGAUCGUCUUCGCCUCCACGAACAAGAGCUGUUGCGCCGGUGGAAGUGGAAGAAGUACAUCUCUCCCCACGCGAACGACCGGCGGAAAUCCACCAUCCAGCAAGAUUGUCAGAUUUUGAAAUAGAGCCACUGGCCGCCAAAUAUUCGCCGGUCUUGGUUCCCGCCGUACCGGUAACGGAAAAACGGAAGGUCGAAGAACGCGUUCCGGCAUCUGAGCAUCUGCGGGAGACCGUUACUGUGGUGAGCACCGCACGAGUACCAUCGCCAACGCGAACAAAGAUCGCGCCAGUGGAAGAAACAGAAAUCGAACAUUUAACUCCGCGCGAGCGCCCGCCCAAAAUUCGUCACCGGGGCAAGAAUUCCGAUUACGAUAUCGAAGCGAUCGCUGCCAAGUACGCUCCGAUUUCAGCUGAGCCAGCAGUCAAACCACUCAAAUCGUCCACCACAGAAUACGAGCAUGUCACGGUAACAACAAAAACAACAGCCGAGCCAUCGGUGAAAUUCGGUGUGUCAGAGCGGUCAAAGAUGGUAAAAGAUGUGUUUGCCAUGGAACAGGGACCGCCGAUCGUUGCUGCCCGGCUAAUUCCCGCGCAAAUAUCACAGGAGUUUGUCACUGUUCGUGAAGUGUCACCUCCUAUACGUGUCCAUCGUCAUGAAGAGGAGGUGGUACAUCUGACACCGCGAGAACGUCCGGCAGCGGUUGAGCACAAAGCGGGAUUGCGAGAUGAAAACAUCAACAUGUUUGCCACCCGUCUCGCUGAUAUGACUGCAGUCGAGGGCAAGAAAGCCAAAAAAGUGGAAGUCAGUUCGUCUUCAUCAUCCGAAUCUGAAAGCGAGCAAGAACGAGUUACGGUUCGAAAAAUGCGCCCAACGGAGAAGAUCGUGAGAGAUGACACAUCUUCGGAUGAAGAAUUUGGCCGUGUUCAUUCGGAGCGGGUACGACACGUGCAUCUGCAAGAUAUCCAGCGCAAACCGGCCCCGACAGAGGAAUACAGUGAAAUGGUGGUGAGAACGAUUGAGCCUACCAGGGAAGCGGCCGAAUUCCCACCGCGUGAACGUCCUGGAAAAGUGCAGCAUUUUGUCGGCACGAGUGAUGUCAGUCUGGAGAACGCCCUUGUCACCCGUGAACCGGUAACGGAAACCGAUGAAACUCUGCUGGAAGAGACGGUGUUCCGUCGUACAGGUGCCGCACCGGUUGCGCCGAAACCGGCUGCCCGCAAAACCAAAAGCGAAGAGUUAUUCGAAGAGAGCGAACGACGCUCCCGUGGUGAAGUCAUCGUCCAGGAAUCGGAGCUGAUGAAACAGAAGAAGUUCGUGAAGGGAAGACGAUCUCCGUCGCCCUCACUCUCCACCUCGGACACCGAGCGGAAGAGACCGACAAAAGUUCUGGUAAAAAUGGACGAUAUGCCGACUGUUGUUCGCAGUGCAGAGAGCGUGGAGCAUCGCGAAGAAGCUUCCAAGAAGAAAUCAACGAUUAAAAUAGCGCAGGAAGAGGUGAUCUAUACUGAGCAAGAAGAGAAGCGCAAGCAGGAAGCGCUGGACCGGGAGCGGGAAUUGAAAAGCCGAACGGCAACACCGGCAUCGAUCAGCACGACAGAAGCGGUUUCCCGAUCCGUAUCCGGUACACGCUCUCGUACACCUGACGGCAGCACGAAGAUUAAGUCAGUUAAAGUGACGAAGAUGAAGGUCGAGCCAAAGUCCAGUAAGUCGGAAACCAAAGAAUACAUCUACGAAGAUGUUAAUUAUUACAAAACGGCAAAACGGAGCAAAACGCCGGAUGCUAUCAGCCGAGGACACACCAUUGCGACAACAAGUGUUGCGUCAACAUCACCAGAAGCGCAAGUAGUCCGAUCGAAAACGUUACCGUAUCAAGAGCGGUCUCCGGAUGAAGUGCGGGAAAGCGAACAUAUCACGGCUACUAAAGUUCGUGAAGUGCCUCCCGAAAGGGAACGAAUGGAAGAACGUGUCAGGAAAACGGAGGUCACAGCGGUGGCCGUUGGGAAAAAGCUGAAAAAGAAGCGCUCGCAAAGUUCGACCAGUAGUUCCAGCAGUCGCGAAGAUGCCGAUGAAAUCAGCUCGGUAACAAAAUCCAAACUGACCAGCCCGACACCGGAACCGCGGGACGAUGUUCAGUUAGCUUUGGCGGAAAUGAAGUCCAAGAAAGUCUCACCACGGGAGGAGAGCGACGAGGAGGUGACCGUCAGCCGGCGACAUGUUGUCUCACCGGACCGCGUGGCAUCGCCGCCACCGAUUCUCCACCACGUUACCCCCGGUGAUGCGGAAAUCGCCGAGUAUCUGCGGCAUAUGCGUCCGUUUGCCACGGGGCCGUAUACCGAACACGAGAUUCAGCCCACACGACUGGAUGUGGAGCAGGAACACGAAGCCGUCCUGACGACAACGACACACGUUGUGGCGCCGGUUGCGGCUCGUAAAGAGCGGCGCUCGUCGAGGUCAUCGACGUCCAGCACGGAAAGCGAAGACGAGCAUGGUCACAAGGUGAGGAGGAAGCGCCGGCCCGUUCAAAAGAUUGCCGAGGAGUAUGUUACCACUCGAACGUAUCCGGAUGAGGAAGCCGUCAAGAAACAAGCAGGACACCGAGAUUCCGAGAUCGGAGUGGCCCUUAUCGAACGCACCAAGACGGAGCAACUGCCGAGUUACAUCAGUUUCGGCCGUCUGGAGCCGGAUUCUCCUCGGCGAAGCGUUGAAUAUCGUAGUCAGGAUGAAUACAGAGAUCGCAGCCUGUCGCCAUACCCUCGCGAUAAGAUACUGCAUCGUGCUGGACCGAAAGAUUUCCAAAUUGACUAUGUCGAAAUGCUUGCUGAGCCAUUUAAACCUCCGCGACGAGAUAAAGAAUCAAUGCAGACUUACUACUACGGGGAUACAGCUGACGAUGUGGAAGAAGGUGUUUUCCGCGAAGUGAGCCAUAAACGUCGCUCAGCUCCUACACAUGAAAUGGAAAUGAUGCAAACGGCCACUGUUGUGCAUCCAGGAAGACCGGAAAAGAUGGGUACGCUGGAGAAAUCAGAACUACGAACCAUCUCGCGAGAAUCGUCCAAGGUUGAGAAGCCAACCACAUCCCAGCAGUCGGUGACCUAUGUCCGCGAGAGUCCCGCUCUGCGUCGACAGCAAUGGGAGACCUCCCAUGAUCUCACGACAACCUCCACUCCCCCUCCAUCUGGUGAAUAUCUUGAAGAACAUGUCGAACAUUACCGCGUGAAAUUGUCGCAUGAUCUGGAAGAACUGCGCGCUAAAUCUCCCAAAUUGUACAAAGACCCGGAUGACAUCAAGGAAAUGCGCACGGUCUCGGGUUUGAGUGGACGAUCAUCGCGGGCGGAAAGCAGCCGGACAACGUCACCAGCCCCGUUGGGAUUACCGUAUCCGCCGGCGUAUUUGGUUGGACGGGGUAUGUCGGCAGAACGGGAAAUUGUCUCCCCUAUCGAGCGGGAGAAAACUGAUCAGGUGUCACCGUUGAAAGAAACACAAGCCACCAGCACGGUGUACACUCAGCCCAUCAUCAAGAAAAGAGUUAUCCCAACACGAGACAGCAUUGAAGACGACAUGGUGGUAGCAGAUGUGAGGCAGGUGAAGACGCAGCCCAUCGAAGUGGAAACUGCCCGUGCGGAAGCUGUUCCCGUUCAAAGAAGAACCGAUGUUCGAGAAUAUUCUGUAUCGGAGCGGGAACGAAAUCAAAAUCGCGAGUCCACUAUCAGCGAUACCGCUACUUACAUGGAAAUCCCCGAGCGACCAUCUCCUGUGACACCGUCAUCAACGGCUGCCACUUUACCGGUGUCAUCGAUGGUGGCAACUCGAACCGAAGUGCGACGGUCGCGCUCGCACGAACUAACUCCCAUUUACGCGAAAGUUCAAAAGAAGCGCAAGGGAUACACAGAGACCCUGGAGGAAGAUGUCUUCUACUGGAAAUUAUUCAAACCGGGCAAGAAAUCGUACUCGGAAGAACGGAUGCGCGCGCGCUCUCCCGAAAACGUCCUGACACCGGAUGAAAUACAGGUUCUCCAACGUAGUGUGUCUCCGUUGGUUUUAGCGGAGGGCGACAAACACCACCGGCACAAAGAGAAAUCCGAGCGUGUCACUCGCUCCCAAGGAGUGAGAAGGUCGGAAUCGGAUGUGGAUGUGAGACGGAGCACCUCGCCUGGAUUGAAAGACUCUGAACGAUUCACUGACGGACGAGAGCGGUAUGAUAUUGACCUGCGCCUGACGACCACCCUGGGCGAUGAUCGCUCGGCCCAUAGUUCAUUGAGCCGCCGGACGAAAGAGCAUUUGACGUUACCGGCGGUGCCCACUCCACCGCGUUCCCGCCAGAUGUUAUCAGAAAGCCCGGAAGGGACGCCGAUGCACGUCCGGUCAUUUUCCCCAGCCUCCGGGGAGUUUGUGUCGGAAAGGUUGUCGCAGCAUGAAGCCGUUAGAGUGUCAUCGGUCUCAGAGGAAGGCGAACGGUCAUCGGUGGACGAAACAUCGCGCAUCCGGAAGGGUUUGCUGGCCGAUGUGGAAUCGGAGACGCGGCUGCGUGCAGCCCGUGACGACGCGGAUAUGAUGUAUCGGGCGGCUAUGCGUGAGCCGCUUCCAGAUCCACAUUCCUGUCUGCUGACCUACAAUCGAUUGUAUGGUUCUGUGGAGGAAAAUCUGUUGGAAUUGGAAGGAUUGAUUGUGGAUCCUGAUUGUCAGUAUAUUGAUCAAGAAUUGCUCAACAUGGAGAAACAACGCUUUACGGCGUUUUUGGAUGGAUUAGUGCGUAUCAAUCGAGAUUUGGACCGACUGGAUGAUCUUUAUCGUGCCAUGAUGACGGUAGAAUCCGGAGAAAUAAUUACUGAAGUCGACACAAGACAACGACAGCUGAAUGGAUUGUAUAUGAGCCUGUUGCAACAACUUAAAAGCAUUCUGCGCCGAAUCCGUCAUCUGGAAUUCGUUCUCGAUCUGUACAGGAAACGCCGGUUGCAAUUUAAGGUUCGACUACUGGAAGAACUGACCUAUUUCCGCACCAACGAAAACAUGUCCGAGGAGGAACAAAAAGAACGCGUCAACCAGCUUUUAGAAGAGGUGUUGAUCCUGCGAGCAGCCACUUAUAACAUGUUCGUGCGAUCGACACCGGAAUUCGCCUCUCAACUGGAAAUAGAACUACACGAAAUUCUGACGCUUUUACGGACGGAACUGCGGGUACCGACGGACAUUGAGAGUUACUAUGGAUCCAUUAUUCAACUGCUUCUCACCGGUCGCUACUCCGUGGAAUUUGAUGCUACUGAACAAAAGUUAAUACUGUCUUCCGAUGAAAUGGCUUCCGCUGAAAUUCCGACCAGCACAUCCAGAUUUAGCAACCCAACCGUGUGGUCCGUACUGCGCCGCGCUCUGCCCAUGCAAGCUUUGGCACUGAUUCUUCUGGGUUUUGCAUCGCUAAUCCCCAUGACAGAUGACGAGUUUAGUUGCCUAUUUAGCAACUACUUUGCUUCGUCUUUCAAUCCUGCUCUGAAAUUUUCCGGCCCUCCGCCCAUAUAAUUUCCCCUUAAGCGGAUGUCGCCGAAUUGUACAGUCGCAAAACUGUAAAUGGAGUUUAAUUUUUUGCUUGUUUGGGACGAUAGUGCAUUACGUUGACGUGCGCCCGGGAUCAGCUGGUUGGUUUUCUGAGCUGCAACAGGAAUACCGGCUCGGCCAUCUUGGUGCGCCGAGGUGAAUGUACUCGGUGUUUUGGGAAUCGGCAUACCUUCCAAGUGCCAUUAUUUUGUUGUGUUGUUAAAUUCUUUUGAUUUUGAGAAUCUUUAGUAUCAUAGAUCUUGCAAUGCCGGUAGAAUUUUUUUGUUACGGAAUCAUUCUAUGAAAUAUUAAAAGUAGUAAUCGC
Molecule: messenger RNA, 24087 nt
Organism: Paramacrobiotus metropolitanus
Lineage: Eukaryota; Metazoa; Tardigrada; Eutardigrada; Parachela; Macrobiotidae
Product: titin-like
Exons: 32
Coding region: 426-23747 (7773 amino acids)
Biological process (GO): nuclear migration
Cellular component (GO): cytoplasm; meiotic nuclear membrane microtubule tethering complex; nuclear outer membrane
Molecular function (GO): actin filament binding
Source: RefSeq, a predicted model, not a curated record